Pocillopora meandrina is the source of this 4312-nucleotide messenger RNA. The record is from the annotation of a GenBank genome assembly. NCBI's taxonomy places the organism in Eukaryota, Metazoa, Cnidaria, Anthozoa, Scleractinia, Pocilloporidae.
AUGUCACGGACACUUUCGGCCCAGCUUGCUACAAGAAACGAGGCCUUAAUUUGGUUUGAGACUAUUUUGUUCACUUUUAUCAACAUUGUGGCCUUUUUGGGAAAUUUGCUUACUUUUUACGCCGUGUACAGAAACCACAGGCUCCGCACGCUUCCCAACAUGUUCAUAACAGCUCUGACUGUUAGCGAUAUCCUGAUGGCAACUUGCUGUAUGCCUUUCACAGUUGCAACUCUGUUCCACGGCCGGUGGAUGUUUGGUGAAACGUUUUGUAGAGUUCACGGUUUUGAAGUUUUCACAUUCGGAACAGCCUCUUUGGUUACAAUGGGAGUUAUUGCAGUCAGUCGAUAUUUCUGCGUUGUGAAAUUUGAGCGUUAUGCAGUAUUAUUCACGAAAAAAAGAGCUUUGAUAUACAUAAAUGCGGCAUGGUGCGUCUCUCUCAUUCCAUCUCUGCCUCCGUUAUUUUUUAAGAGAGACGGCUUUGAAUUUCAGCCAGGGAAAGCCAUGUGUUUGUACACAUUUAAAAAUAUCGCUUAUGUAUCUGUCAACGAGUUUUUUUACAUAGCAACGACCAUGACAGUCAUAACCAUCUGCUAUGUCAAAGUGUUUCGAGAGGUUUCAAGAUUAAAUCGUGUUUUUUCGCACCGAAAUGACCUCCAUCAGCUCAGAGUUAACGUGGAAGAAGCAAAAGUAACGAAAACUUUGUUAGCAGUUCUCGUUGGCUUUGCAUGUUGUUGGCUUCCGAUUGGUGUUAUGGAUAACAUCGAUGCUGUGCGCAGCGAGCAUACUUUGCCACGAAGAGCUUACAUAACCUACGCCUUCUUGUUAUAUUUAAGUAGCGCCAUAAACCCUUUCAUUUAUGCAGCCAUGAGUAAGCAGUUUAGACGAGAGUACAAGGACAUUUUGAGUAAAUAUUUCGUUUUCUGAGCUAAAACGAAGCCGGGGAAAAGCGAUUUAUAAAGCGAAAGCUAGUAGGCGGAAACUUUUUCGUGUCUUUCAAAGCUCGAGUACGAAAACGUGAUUCAGUUGCUGGUUCAUUGAAUAUCGUAGUUAAAACUAAUAGAGGAAAACUUAUGCGUAACGUUUGCGGUAAACGACAAAGGACAAAAAUACAAUCUGCAUUCAGUUGUUGUUAUGUUUUCUUUGCUUUUAAUGCUGAACACCUCUGUUUGAUCAGGUUUAAAACAGGACUUGUGCUGUUUGCUAUGACCCUAACUGAACGUAAUGCUUAAACGCCCUUUUUUCACCCAGAUUAGAUCUAUUAAUUUGAGAGUACAGUUCCUAAAGAAAUCAUUUGUUAUCCCUCCUUGAAGCGUUGUUACUCAAGGUACCUUCAAGAAGUAGAUAUUCAGUACGGAUUCUUUAUUUAUUUUAUUUAAGAUUCAAUUAAAGAUGAGAUUUAAGGUAAUGGUGCUAAUUUGAAAUCAAGGAGAUUGUUGGAGGCGGCCGCGAAUGGCAAACCAAACCAAUUCAAUCCGACGAAACCUUCACCCCUUGUAGUCACUGGAGUGAGUUAGGUCAAGUGCAGCGGAGGGAAAGACUCAGUCAUAUUAGCAACUGUGAGCUAUUCUAUAUCUUUAGAGUUUAUAACUGAUAAAACUCGUUCGAGGUUACGAAAUGCAGCGGUGGAUAAACGACCCAUUUAUAUACAGUCCGAUUUUCAAAUUUUUAGAUGAAAAAACCCAUUAUAUACAGUCCGAUUUUUUAGAUAUAACCCCGGAGGUCAUCUGAAUUAAUGGACUUUUAAUUCUCUUUUCUUUCUGGUUUCCGAUGCUUUUUAGCAAUUCAAAAAAGGUAAAAUCUGAUAAAAUCAAAGACAAUACAAAAUCUGAUUACAUUAUUAAACCAAACAAAGCGAUUAUCAGAAGAAAAGAUUAAUUGCUUGUAGAGUUUAGCUCAAAAUUUCUUGGUCUGCGAGAAGGACGAUUCGCUGAGAAUGAACGGGAAACACUUUUCUUUCAAUAAAUUAUAAAAAACUUUUGAUAUACCGGUAGUUUUUGCUUUGGUUGUAAUCAUAGAUAGCCUAGGGGCCUGAACUAAUUUUUCUUUUCAAACCGAAUGCAGAAUAGAUCGAAUAGAUACACAUACAGCUGUGAGACAAUUGCGCGAUGUCGUGUCAUGUGUGAUUUUCAUACAUGAUAAGUAAUGGUAAUAGGACUGACUGGAGUUCAACUCGGUCUGUAAUCAAACGAGUGGUAACAAAAUCAGGCGACCGCGCAGCGGGAGUCCGAUUUGUUUAUCACGAGUGUGAUUACGGAACGAAUUGGACGACACGAACUCUUAUUACCAAUUAACCAUAAAAUUACAAUUUCCGACAAAAGAAAAAUUGUCAAGUUAUGAAAGAAAGGGAAAAUUUGCAUUAAAAGGUUGUGAAUGGUUGAUUUAAAUUACAGCUUUGAAUAUUAUUGGCUUAUCGAACUGAAAAUUGGGAAACGAGUGUCCCUCUUUAUUAUUUGCCUGGGCCCAGUUGUAUAAAGGGUGAAAAACGCUAUCCAACCGAUAAAUCGCUAUCCGAUGGAUAAGUGAUCAUGAUAGCAAAACAUAAAGCGUUAACCACCAGAUAGGCUUUUAUCCAGUGGAUAGCGCGCGUAUCCAACCUUCGAACAAAUGGGGCCAAAAGUUUAUAUUUCUGUAGAUAUAGGAGAAACUGGUGUAAAUUGUGACAAUUUGCGAUCGGCCUUUUUAUUGACACCUUAGAGUUUUCGACCCGUUUUGUUUGCAAUUCAAGCAAAUUUUUAAUUAAAAUAUGUUUCCGGCUGGUCAGAAAAUUUCUACAAAAAACUCCCCACCAUCAGCUGACGUUAUCAAAUCCAAAACUGCUGAUAAAAACAAGCUCCUCUCGAGUUACCCAUGGGUACAGGCCAAUCUGUGUUAACAAUAAACUCAGUUUGUAAAACCAAUACAGUGUGUGCGUGUUAGACCGUUAAGAGUAUACAAAAGUAUUGAGAUGUGUUCUCGACUUAUACCAGAAAGUGACAUUACUUGCUUAUCAGUCUAUGUCCGUCAAUCAGUUUUUUACACGUGCGUCAUUUACUGGUGUUGUAUCCUCUACCGAAACAUAAUGUUUGUAGUGAAUUUAGAACUCCUUGCAAAGAGGUGGCUUUGAAAAUUCCGGUCCUUGUUCACUUUCGAUGAACUUGCAAUUACAAACGUGACAAGACUGUCUCAAUAUUUUCUUGAUGCAAGGCUGAAACAAUAAAAAGUAAUAUCGUUCGCAAACAAAUAAAGGAAAGGUGGUUAUUUAAGCAAAAGAAAUUCGUACUUACCUUAUCUUAUAAACUAGAGUAUUUAUCUUGCUUGCCUGUAGUCACGUACCAAAAAGAUUUUGUCACAUUGCUUUCGAGUCGUUUGAAUGCUGUCGAUAAUGGCUCCGACGGAAUCACUUUCUUUUGCGCUUGCUACAAGGACCGAAGCUACAGUUUGGGCUGAAACAAUUGUGUUUGCUUUUAUGAACGUUUUGGCUUUCUUUGGCAAUCUUUUCACAUGUUACGCCGUGUACCGAAACCACAGACUCCGGACGCUUCCCAACAUGUUCGUAAUUGCAUUGGCUGUCAGCGACAUUCUUAUGUCUACCUGUUGUUCGCCUUUCACAGUUGUAACUCUAUUUCGUGGCCAGUGGGUGCUUGGCGAAAUUUUUUGUGAGUUUUUUGCCUUCGAAGUGUUCAUUUUUGGAAUGGCUUCUCUUAAUACCAUGGGAGUUAUUGCAAUCAGCCGAUAUUUCCGCAUUGUUAAAUCAAACAAGUAUAUUGUCCUUUUUAAAAAGAACCGUAUUCUGAUGUACAUCGCUACUGUAUGGUUCAUAGCCUUGUUGGGAUCUGUGCCUCCAUUGUUCUUCGAUAAAGAAUCAGGAUUUGAAUUCCAGCCUGGAAAAGCGAUGUGUGCGUAUUCAUUUGAGAGCAAUAUUCCUUUCACGUCCUUCACUGAAUUGUACAUUGGAACCCCUUUCAUAAUCAUUUCAGUCUGUUACGUCAAAGUUUUCUGUGCAGUAUCACGCGCAAAUCGCGUCUUCUCACAUCAGAAUAAUGUCCAGCAAAUCCGAGCGAAUGUGGAAGAGGCCAAAGUUACCAAUACGUUGGCAGCAGUCAUGGUUGGAUUUUCAUUUUGUUGGCUACCUGUAUGUGUAAUUGAUAUUACUGACGCCGCGCACGGGAAAAAAAUUCUUCCGCGACAAAUAUACCUCACUUACACUUCGUUAAUCUUUUUGAGCAGUACUAUCAGCCCUCUCAUAUAUGGCGUCACGAAUAGGCGAUUCCGACGAGAGUACACAGCUAUCUUAAGUAAGAUUAUAACGCCUUUCCGAAACGGAGACAACUGA